AUGGCUUCCGAUCUCACCCUGUUUUGGUCCAAGGCCGACCGCUAUCUGAUGUCCACCGGCGUGCCUUUCUCGCCCGUUGUGAUCUCCAAGGCCCAGGGCACUAGACUCUUCACUACCGAUAAUCGCCAAAUCCUGGAUUUCACCUCGGGCCAAAUGAGCUCUCUCCUAGGCCAUUCACAUCCCGAAAUUGUCGAAGUGGUUCGAAAAUAUGUGGGCGAGUUGGACCACCUCAUCAGCAACAUGAUCACUCAACCCGUCGUCGAUUUGGCCGAACGGUUGGCUCAUCUUCUGCCGGCGCCGCUAGAAAAGUCUUUCUUUCUGAACACGGGUUCGGAGUCGACCGAGGCCGCAAUCAAGAUGGCCAAGCUAUACACCGGAAAAUUCGAGAUCGUCGCCUUGUCUGCGAGCUACCAUGGCUUAACGCAAGGCGCUGGCUCGGCGACCUACUCCGCCGGUCGCAAGAAUGGCGGUCCCACGAUGCCAGGUCAGCUCGCCUUUCCAGCUCCUUACGCCUAUCGCUCCAUCUUCCGCAAGUCGGAUGGUUCGUACGAUUGGGAGACAGAGUUGGACUUUGGCUGGUCGAUGAUUGAUCGCCAGAGCGUUGGCUCGCUGGCCGCCCUCAUCAUGGAGCCAAUACUAUCCACCGGUGGCAUCCUCGAUCUGCCGAAGGGGUACCUCAAGCGCAUGAGUGAAGAGUGUAAGAAGCGAGGAAUGCUGCUCAUUCUCGACGAAGCCCAGACUGGUGUGGGCCGUACCGGUCAAAUGUUUGCCUUCGAGCACGACGACGUCGUGCCCGACAUUUUGGCGCUGUCGAAGACCCUCGGCUGUGGUCUGCCGCUGGCCUCGGUCAGCACGACGGCGGAGAUUGAACGUGGCUGCAAGGAAGGCAAUUUCUUGUGGUUGACAACCCAUCUGAACGAUCCUCUCACGGCUGCCGUCGGAAACAAGGUGCUCGAAGUGGUAGAACGGGACAACCUCUGCCAAUGGGCAGCCGAACGGGGGGAGCAGCUUCGCGCAGGGUUGCUGAAACUUCAGUCAAAAUACUGGUGCAUUGGCGAUGUCCGCGGCCGCGGCCUUCUCCAGGGAGUCGAGAUCAUCGCCGACGCAGAGACCAGGGCCCCCGGGUCGGAUUUGGGACAAGAGGUCUCGGACCGCGCUAUGGUUCGCGGCCUCUCCUGCAACGUUGUUAAUCUACCAGGCAUGGGAGGCGUGUUCAGAUUAGCGCCUCCCGUCACAGUACGACCGGACGAGAUUGAGGAAGGGUUGGAGAUACUAGACGAGGCUUUCGGGUAUGUGCUUAAAACCCGGGAAUUGAAGAACUGA
This is a messenger RNA of Aspergillus melleus, 1323 nucleotides long. Its product is annotated as aspartate aminotransferase family protein. The transcript has a single exon. The record is from RefSeq and is a predicted model, not a curated record. Bases 1 to 1323 code for a protein of 440 amino acids. Lineage: Eukaryota; Fungi; Ascomycota; Eurotiomycetes; Eurotiales; Aspergillaceae. Gene Ontology annotation, molecular function: transaminase activity; pyridoxal phosphate binding. Gene Ontology annotation, cellular component: mitochondrion.